AUGCCGAAAAGCAGGCACCGCUUGCGAGAUCUCCCUUACACAAAAGCCUCGCCCAAAAGGCGGCAAAUGCACGAUCUGGAAGAUAGGGUUCGCCAAAUGGAAUCCUUGCUCACCGCGUCAGGCCUCGACCCCUCAGCACUGCCUUUACCGCCUGAAGGGCCUCCCCGCGACAGCGAUGCAGUGUCAUCAGUCUCGAAAGAUUCAGCAACUAACAUUGAUUUUCCAUCCCUUGGGUUUGGCUCCAAUUAUGGCGACUCGAUUGCGGAACGAACACCGAGCAACUCCAACCCAGCCAGUUGCGAGGCCACACCAAUGGAGCCUUUUGCAGAUCCUGUGACUACAUGCUCAAACUUUGGUCAGAAUCCAUUGUGCAACGGAUGGAAUCUGCCAGAUCAUGUCUAUCAGCACCAACAUACCGUACUGGACACCGGACCCACACAACGCGACCUACCUCCGCCGCACGAGGCCACAUUACUGCUUCAGGAGUAUCUGGAAGACUGGAAUAAAGCUAUUCCAUUGUUUGGACGGGACGCAUUGGUGCAAAUCUUUCAAGACUGCUACGCUGGUCGCGAGCCUGAAGGCUCAAAUGCUUUUCUCGCCGUGAUGGGGGUUUUAGGACUGGCCCACCGUCUCAGAGGCAUGAGCCCUGUAGCCAGUCCGGACGAUGAAAGCUUAGCAGACGCUUACAAGCAGCAUUUGCUGAAAGCUUACCCGUCCUUGCUCAUGCAAGAUCCCUCGCUGCUCUCGGUACAAUGUGUCUUGAUUCUCGGCAUGCUUCUGUACCUGUCGACGGACAAUAAUCGUGCGCCGUAUCUCGUGUCCACGGCUUUGAGAAUGAUGGAACCUUUGGGACUUGGCUCGCGGCCAAGUCAAGCAUUGCCAGAUGGGAUGGCCGCCGAUGACCAGUGGGUUACACUCUUCUGGAUCGCAUUUGCGUUAGAGACAGAGUUGUCACUGAGAUACACCCGUAUGCCAAGCUGGCGACUGGCUGAUUUGGCACAAAUCGAACUACCGCCCCAAACCGCCGCUCAGGGUAUCGGGGAAAUCCGAUCCGCAACUGGAGACGGAUGGAGCAUUAAUUUCCUGCGUCUGCGGUCAGAAUUGGCCCUGAUCCAGGCUCGAGUAUGUGAGAACGUGCUGGCGACUUCUACACGUAACGAAGAUGUUGAUCAGGCUGCGGGCAAUCUGAAAAAAGAACUAGAAAAGUGGCGUUCUUCCUCCUGGGUUUUCAGGCUGAAUCCCCCGGACCUCGUGCGCGAAAUCCACCGAUCGGACCUGGUACUACUAACCAGCUUAGAGGCCAACUACCUUAUGACCCUGUUCAUUCUCGAGACUCAUAUAAAUUUGCGGCCCAAAGGAACGAGUGGUGUCUGGGACCCAGAGACUAUCCUGAAGAUUGGGCUGGGCAAAACACCACUGUGCCUGGCAGACACGCGGCGAUUCGUCGCUUUCCUUCGGGUUCUACCAAGAGGCGAUGUUGCUUGGCUCUACAUGGUUUCACACGCCAUCAUCGCAGCAAUCGCUAUCUUGAUGUCUCACGCCACAACUAACCCAGAAGAGGACGGGGUUCCGCCGGAUAUACGCAUUUCCAAAGCAAUGCUCGACGUUAUAAUGCAGUUGAGUAAGCGAUGCCGGACCAAGGAUUGCCGGGCUAUACAACAAGUGUGCUGGCAUCUCUACCAGCAUGCAGAAUCUGUUGUUGCGAAAGCAGUGCCGCGAUCUCGUAUUCGCGUCUAG
This is a messenger RNA of Cyphellophora europaea CBS 101466, 1737 nucleotides long. RefSeq lists its product as uncharacterized. The transcript has 2 exons. Bases 1 to 1737 code for a protein of 578 amino acids. Lineage: Eukaryota; Fungi; Ascomycota; Eurotiomycetes; Chaetothyriales; Cyphellophoraceae. Gene Ontology annotation, molecular function: zinc ion binding; DNA binding. The record is from RefSeq and is a predicted model, not a curated record. Gene Ontology annotation, biological process: DNA-templated transcription.